Messenger RNA from Beta vulgaris subsp. vulgaris (sugar beet), 1755 nucleotides. RefSeq names its product putative oxidoreductase TDA3. The transcript has 2 exons. Gene Ontology annotation, cellular component: cytoplasm. Gene Ontology annotation, molecular function: oxidoreductase activity. Bases 247 to 1533 code for a protein of 428 amino acids. The record is from RefSeq and is a predicted model, not a curated record. Lineage: Eukaryota; Viridiplantae; Streptophyta; Magnoliopsida; Caryophyllales; Amaranthaceae.
GAUGAAGGCCCAAAUUCUUCAUCAUCAUUAUCCACUCAAAUAUCUGGUCCAGAAGACCCAAAUCUUUAAUUCAAAUACUAUACAAAUCCAGCUCAUUUAAAAGUGGGCUACAAAUACCAGCCCAUAACAAUAUAAUCAACUUUUCCUCCCACGUGUCAAAUCACAAAGCUUCCAGAAUCCAGAACUAGGAACCUCCCACUAAUUAUUUUUUUUAAAAAAAGCAAAAAUAAAAAUAAAAAUAAAAAAAUGGCAAGAUUACUCAUUUCUCCACCUCCAUUAACAACAAAACCGCAGCUAUUUCUCUUUUCUCACUCCAACCCCUUCAUCGCCACCUCAAUCCGCUGCUCCUCCACUUCACCCAUGUCGGAAACCGUCGAUAACCGGCGGCGUAAGGUGGUUGUAUGCGGUGGCGGCGUCAUCGGAGUAUGCACUGCCUACUUCUUAGCCAAAACCGGCGCAAUUGUUACCGUCGUUGAGAAAUCCUCCGUGGCAUGUGCAGCUUCCGGAAAAGCCGGCGGAUUUCUCGCGUUAGAUUGGUGUGAUGGUGGGCCCGUUUCUUCUCUUGCACGUGCCAGCUUCAAUCUCCACCGUUCAUUAUCCGAUGAGCUUGAUGGGCCUUCAUCGUACGGUUAUCGUCCUCUUAAUACCCUCAGUGUCCCAAUUGAUGAGUCUGAGAAUGGGCCUGGCCCAGGCCCAGGCCCAGGCCCAAGUGGGAGAGUUAAAAAUUUGCCGGCGUGGGUUGAUGGGCCUGCUCGGAAUGCGAAGCCCAUUGGGACGACCCAAACGACGGCCCAAGUGCACCCGCAAUUGUUUACGAGGUGUUUGAUGACUACUGCGGUGGAGAAGUAUGGAGCGGAGGUGGUGAUUGGGAAGGUGGAGAGAGUUGAAGGAAGGGAAGAUGGGCGAGUUGACUCGGUAGUUUUGGAGGAUGGACGAGUUAUUAAGGCGGACUCAGUUGUUUUAGCUCUUGGGCCUUGGUCUUCUAAAUUGGGCUUGUUGUCGUCGUUGUUUAGGGUUUAUGGGCUUAAGGCACAUAGUAUUGUUUUGGAGCCCAAAGAAGCUGAUGCUAUCUCUCCUCAUGCGUUGUUUUUGAGCUAUUAUUUAGCCGAGGGGGGGAAGCCCAUGGAUCCCGAAGUUUAUCCCCGGCCCACUGGUGAAGUGUACAUAUGUGGGAUGUCAGCAACAGAGGAGGUGCCAGACGAUCCGGAGCAAGUUGCACCAAAUCCAGAAUCAAUAAGGAUGCUGAAACGGGUAGCGGGGAACGUAUCAUCACACUUAAAAGAAGGGGAAGCACAAGUGAAGGCCGAGCAAGCUUGCAUGUUGCCAUGCACUGAUGACGGUGAUCCAGUUAUCGGGGAGCUUCCAGGUAUGAAAGGGUGCUUUGUAGCAACGGGACAUAGCUGUUGGGGUAUCCUUAAUGGUCCAGCUACAGGAGCUGCCUUAUCCGAGCUUAUUUUGGAUGGUCAAGCAAGCAUUGCUGAUCUGAGCUCGUUUAGCCCUGCAAGAUUUGUUGCUACAAGUAGAAAGUCUUGAAGCUUUGCAUUUGGUGUUGAGAUUCAAAGCCAUCAUAGAUGAAAGUUUGAUUUCUGCUAUUUGUGUGUUGUAUAUUGAGUUCCAAGUACAUGUGGUAUCAGGAUGUUCUUGUACUUUCCUUCUGUACUUACUCUUAGGUUCUGUAUGGUUGGGCGUAAAACAUUUUCAGUGUAAAAUGAUUUUCUUGGGAAACAAUUUACAACGGAAAACACAAUUCCAAAA